AUGGGCAGAAUGAAGAUUCUGAUUCUGUUUGUUGUCUUCUUUAGCAUAACUACUUGCUUCCCGUCUGCUGAUGCAAAAAGACUCCACAGAAAGUACACCGGCCCUUCUAGAUAUCAUUUUUAUCCAUCUUCACGAAGAAUACCUGCAAAAGCAAAAGGUAGCAUCAAUGCAGUCAACAAGAGACUGUCUCAGAAGUUGCUAGCCCAUCCUUCGAUUUCUCAUGCUAUCGAUGUCCUGAAAAACCCAUUCCACCUUUAUCCACCUCAUCAUCCUCACAACUCUCACCUUCCUAACCGCCCUGUCCACCCCCACGGCCCACCAUCAUCCGAAGCACCGCUGACCACAUCAGCUCCCGCAACGGUGGCUGAAACCACAACUGGUGCUGCAGUUUCCAUCAGCAGAACGACAAGCUCCACUUCCAGUACCACGGUCACCAGCACCCUUCCACCUGAGGCUGACACUACCACCCCACCUGCUGAGACUGACACGACCACCCCACCUGCUGAGGCUGACACUACCACCCCACCUGCUGAGACUGACACUACCACCCCACCUGCUGAGGCUGACACUACCACCACACCUGCUGAGACUGACACUACCACCCCACCUGCUGAGGCUAACAGUACCACCACACCUGCUGAGACUGACACUACCACCCCACCUGCUGAGACUAACACUACCACCCCACCUGCUGAGACUAACACUACCACCCCAGCUGCUGAGGCUGACACUACCACCCCAGCUGCUGAGACUGACACUACCACCCCAGCUGCUGAGACUGACACUACCACCCCAGCUGCUGAGACUGACACUACCACCCCAGCUGCUGAGACUGACACUACCACCCCAGCUGCUGAGACUGACACUACCACCCCAGCUGCUGAGACUGACACUACCACCCCAGCUGCUGAGGCUGACAGGACCCCCGCAAGCCAGCCUCCAGAGUAA
Perognathus longimembris pacificus (Pacific pocket mouse) is the source of this 948-nucleotide messenger RNA. RefSeq names its product mucin 7, secreted (gene Muc7). The coding region runs from base 1 to 948 and encodes 315 amino acids. The transcript has 3 exons. The record is from RefSeq and is a predicted model, not a curated record. NCBI's taxonomy places the organism in Eukaryota, Metazoa, Chordata, Mammalia, Rodentia, Heteromyidae.